GACCCCUAAUUGCUAAUUAAUCAACUGUUUAACGGGCAAAAGGUUAUAAAAGCACCUCAACUCCAAAAAAGUAGUUAACCUUUACAGAUCUCCGGUCAGGAUGUCACGUAAGUUAUCUGAUAACGGAAUUGACGGCGACGAUGAAAGAUACGAAUAUUCCGAAGAAUAUUCCGAUGAAGAAGAAAUAGAAGAAGAUGAAUAUGAACCAAGGCUUAAGUAUCAACGGAUGGGAGGCAGUGUACAAUCUCUUCUAUCAAGUGAUGCUGCCACGUGUAUUGCUGUUGCUGAACGAAUGAUUGCACUUGGUACUUACGGUGGUGCCGUUCACAUUCUAGAUUUCCUUGGCAAUCAAGUUAAAGAGUUUGCUGCGCACACUGCUGCAGUCAACGAUCUCUGCUUUGACGCAGAAGGUGAAUACAUUGGAAGCUGUUCUGAUGAUGGAUCUGUUGUAAUAAAUAGUCUUUUUACUAAUGAGAGGAUGAAAUUUGAGUAUCAUCGACCUAUGAAGGCCAUUGCUUUAGACCCAGAUUAUGUGAGAAAAUCUGCCAGAAGAUUUGUGACUGGUGGUUUAGCUGGUAAUUUGUAUCUUAAUGCGAAGAAGUGGAUGGGCUAUCGGGACCAGGUUCUGCACUCUGGUGAAGGUCCAAUUCAUGCAGUGAAGUGGCGGACUAAUCUCAUUGCCUGGGCGAAUGAUGCAGGAGUUAAAGUUUAUGAUGCUGCCAAUGAUCAGCGCAUAACUUUCAUUGAACGACCUCGUGGAAGUCCACACCCUGAACUUCUGGUCCCUCAUAUAGUUUGGCAGGAUGACACUCUUUUGGUCAUUGGAUGGGGCACCUCUGUGAAAAUUGCAUCAAUAAAAACAAUCCAGAACAAAGGCGUGAAUGGGUCAUACAAGUAUAUAACCAUGUCUAGUCUGAAUGAGGUGGAUAUUGUGGCAUCCUUUCAAACCAGCUAUUUCAUUUCAGGACUUGCUCCUUUUGGUGAUUCUUUGGUUAUUCUAGCUUAUAUUCCUGCCGAAGAAGAUAGAGAGAAGGACUUCAGCAGCACUAUUCCUUCAAGACAGAUUUUAAACCUAAGAUGGACCAAAGAUAUGAAGAGGGUUAUCUUCGGGGGGCACGUAGGGAUGGCGAAGAGGUCAUCUGUUGCUAGGAUUUGUGAAUUCAUCCAACAGGGAAAUGCUCAAAGACCAGAAGUGCGUGUUGUGACGUGGAAUAAUGAUGAGCUGGCUACCGAUGCUCUUCCUGUACAUGGCUUUGAGCAUUACAAGGCGAAAGAUUAUUCGCUUGCACAUGCUCCAUUUUCAGGUAGCAGCUAUGCAGGGGGUCAGUGGGCUGCUGGUGAUGAGCCCUUGUACUACGUUGUGUCCCCAAAAGAUGUGAUUAUUGCGAAGCCCAGGGACACAGAAGAUCAUAUUAAUUGGCUUCUCCAGCAUGGAUGGCAUGAGAAAGCUUUAGAAGCAGUUGAGGCUAAUAAGGGAAGGAGUGAGCUCGUUGAUGAGGUGGGUUCGAGAUACCUUGAUCAUCUGAUUGUGGAAAGGAAGUAUGGCGAAGCGGCAUCUUUAUGUCCAAAGUUGUUGCGAGGAUCAGCUUCCGCAUGGGAAAGGUGGGUUUUCCAUUUUGCACAUCUGCGUCAACUCCCCGUGUUGGUCCCAUACAUUCCAACAGAACAUCCAAGAUUACGUGAUACAGCUUAUGAGGUAGCUCUUGUUGCUAUGACAACAAAUCCGUCUUUCCACAAGGAUCUCUUAUCAACUGUGAAAUCAUGGCCACCUGGCAUUUAUUCUACAUCACCUGUUAUAUCAGCUAUAGAAUCUCAGCUUAAUACUUCAUCUAUGACUGAUCACCUCAAAGAGGCUCUAGCAGAAUUAUAUGUGAUUGAUGGACAACAUGAAAAAGCUUUUGCUCUUUAUGCGGAUCUUAUGAAGCCGGACCUGUUUGACUUCAUUGAAAAGCAUAAUUUGCAUGACGCUGUGCGUGAAAAGGUUGUCCAACUAAUGAUGGUUGACAGCAAGCGUACCGUACCUUUGUUGAUCCAGCAUAGGGACCUAAUACACCCGCCUGAAGUGGUAUCACAACUUAUGGCUGCAAGGAAUAAGUGUGACCAUCGUUUCCUUUUGCAUCUGUAUCUUCAUUCACUAUUUGAGGUGAAUCCUCAUGCUGGACGGGAGUACCAUGACAUGCAGGUCGAGCUUUACGCUGACUAUGAUCCAAAGAUGAUGCUUCCCUUUCUCAGAAGUAGCCAGCAUUAUACACUUGAGAAGGCUUAUGAUAUCUGCGUGAAGAGAGAUUUAUUAAAGGAGCAAGUUUUCAUCCUCGGAAGAAUGGGGAACGCAAAGCAGGCGCUUGCUGUUAUCAUAAAUAGAUUAGGAGACAUAGAAGAGGCCAUAGAAUUUGUAAGCAUGCAACAUGAUGAUGAACUAUGGGAUGAGCUGAUUAAGCAAAGUCUUAAUAAGCCCGAAAUGGUUGGUGUAUUGUUAGAGCAUACUGUAGGGAAUCUUGAUCCCCUUUGUAUUGUAAAUAUGUUGCCCAAUGGCUUGGAAAUACCUCGUCUGAGGGACCGUCUGGUCAAAAUUGUCACUGACUACAGAACAGAAACUUCUCUUAGACAUGGUUGUAAUGCCAUACUCAAGGCUGAUUGUGUCAACCUGCUAGUCAAAUACUACAAGGAAGCAAAGCGUGCAAUAUGUUUGAGUGAGGACGUCGAUCAAGCACGGUCCCAAAGGAGUGAGCAGAGGUCUUCAUAUUUAGGAGAGAGAGUCAUGAGUAUGAAAUCCAUGGAGGUCAAGUCAAAAACCAGAGGUGGUGGAAGGUGUUGCAUAUGUUUUGAUCCGUUUUCUCUACAGAACGUAUCAAUUAUUGCCUUCUUUUGUUGUCAUGCCUACCAUACAACUUGUCUUAUGGAGUCCACCAUUUCCAUUGGCAAUAAAAAAGAAGGUGGUGCUGCUUCCAAGGGAAGUGCGUCAUAUUAUGAAUUUGAUAAUGGUACUGAUGAUGAAGAAGAAGACGAUGAUGAUGAAGAUGCUUCUUCAGGUACCCCUCGGAUGCGUUGUAUUUUGUGUACUACAGCUGCAGGUUGACUGUUUGUUGUGUUUUUUUUGUGGUGUACCCUAGUUUUGCGUGGUGUGUGCAUAUAUCAUGAGCAUGUGUUAUUUAUUAGAUAGAUAGAUGCUGCUUUCUAAUGUUCUAUAUCUGUAUUUUAGGCAUUCGUACUGUAUUUAUUGUUCGAGUCAAAUUCUCUGCUAUCCCUUCAAUUAUAGGGAUGGCUUAACGCAUAAAAUUCUCUAGAUUACUUGUACAAUGCUGUUCUUUAUGGAACUGUAACUUGCUGGUUUAAUGAUUCACAAAAAAAAUUGCUUCGUUUUCUU
This is a messenger RNA of Lycium barbarum (goji berry), 3364 nucleotides long. Its product is annotated as vacuolar protein sorting-associated protein 41 homolog. Gene Ontology annotation, molecular function: protein binding. The coding region runs from base 101 to 3076 and encodes 991 amino acids. The record is from RefSeq and is a predicted model, not a curated record. The transcript is spliced from 20 exons. NCBI's taxonomy places the organism in Eukaryota, Viridiplantae, Streptophyta, Magnoliopsida, Solanales, Solanaceae. Gene Ontology annotation, biological process: macroautophagy; protein targeting to vacuole; endosomal vesicle fusion. Gene Ontology annotation, cellular component: late endosome; HOPS complex.